AAGGGAAAGUCUUCUUCGAGAAGAGGAGGGGGAUCCGGGUGGGUCUUCGUGACCGCGGUGCAAAAGCCGACUUGCAUUUUCUGUUAUUUUUUUUCCUCCCCCCCCCCAACAUGGACUUUCCCAGCGAAUCCUAAAAGCUGAGCUUUUAUAAUAAACCCGCCUGGUUUAUUGUUUUCAUGCCAGCGGGAAGAAGAAAUGCUUUGGCUAGCCCAGUUCUUUGAUCCGCCUGGAGCGCGCGUGGAGGAGUCGCUUUGUCCCCCAUUGCACGACUGUGUGUGUGUGUAUUUUGCUCAACUUUACGGGCGGGAUUUAAGAUUAUGUGGCACGGUAUCCCUGCGGAGUACCGGAUUCUGCAUGCUUUCUUCGUUUGGGAAGCCGACAGGCAAAAUCACGAAACCGGUUGAUUAUUGAGCUUCAUUCAUUCCUUUCUCCUUGAUUUCUCCUGCCGCCCUUUUCUGAAGGUGGGGUGGGGGGGUGUACAUCAGUAGCACAGUAAACAGGCACAUUAAAUAAGCGUUGCUUGAAUGGAAUCCAACCUGCAAAGCGUCUGACUCUCUAGCUAGCCAAACCACGGGAAGCUGCAGUUUGCAAUCGGCUGCACGUUUAUUGCAAUGCAAUUGGAUGCAAGGCACUGGGUAAUUCCGAACGCUACUAUAACUGCAGCGAAACUGACUUCUGAGUAAAUAGUAGAUAGUAGAAUCGGACUACAAGGCGCCCUCAUCUCCCCGCUUAUUUUACCAUGCGACAGAAAGCGAACAAAGACAUCCAUCAAUCAGUUCAAGCGGACUAAAAACCAAAGCGCGAUCCCGGCAGGGGAUACAAUUCGUACAAAUAAUGUUUAAUGUGCAACCUUCUUUCGUAAUCUAAUCUCCUUUAAGAUGAUGUCACAUUGCGGCCGAGGACAUCUUUGCCACCGUUAAAAAGAUAGCGCUAAAGAGCCUUUUUUUUUUUUUUUUUGGACUGAGCCCUGAGCCUGAUUUCUCUCGCAGAGGGCGCUGUGCGAGACAGAGGUCCUCCUCUCAGCUAAAACGUUUCCGGGAUUCAAUUUUCCUAGUUUUCUCCGGCCCACGUGGGAGAGUAUUUUGCAGACUUUUGAACCUGGCAGCGGGUUGCUUUCUCUCGGCUUGGUCCUCUUUUGGAGUCGGUGGCUACCUGGAUGGAUGCUGCUCUGUUCUUGGAGAUUAGGGAGAAGAUGAAGAGCGGAUUGCUGAUUAUUCGUGAAUUAAAUCCAGAAAAUUGGCCUGUGGAUAUUACUCUGAUGCCUUCUUUAAUAGAACUAAAAAGUGAUAAAGCUUGUAAAGCUUUCGGCCUUCCGCCAGAGGUCAGUAUUGUGCCUUCUUCCUGUCGAGGACUGCAAUAUCAGCCAGGGGAAGGCUUACACAUGAGGCUGCUUGUUCAAGCAGAUUUCAGUACAAAAUUGACACCAGCUGUUGGUCACGGCCUAAAAUCCAAAAAGAGUUGUACUUUUUUCUGUCAAUGUUGCGGAGAGAGUGUAAUUAAUAACAGGACAUUUCUCCGGGUUCUUUCCCUUCCUUUUGAGAACUGGAGUGAUUUGGUUGAUGAAUGGUGUUGCCAUCCUAACCCUUUCAAUGAUAGCCUGCUUCAUCCCCAAAUUGAUGACUGUUUUCUUGGGCACAAUUACCUCCUGAUUAAUUCAAGAACUGAGUUAUCGGGAACAGAAUCUGGAAGGCUUCAUUCAGAGGAUGAGUGGACUACAAGUAGUGAGUCUCUCUUGAAUUCACAGGCAAAUAGUAAAAUAAUUUGCAAGCGCUGCAAGACGUUGUUGGGAGAAGCUUUGCCCUCAGGUGUCAUAAAAUACUAUUUCACAGAAUUGCUUAUUCAGCCAUCUGAAGACAGCUUUUGCAUAAUACCAAGGUCUUCCUUUAUACAGACUGUUGUAGCCAAGUGCUUCAUGGAACUCACAUUCUCUAGAAGCACAUUUAGGUUCAGCAUCCAAGGAAUGGAUGGCACAGUCUAUAUCUUGAUCUGGGUACUGAAUUGUGACACACUGAUGGUGGAAACAUCAGGAAACCCAGUUUCCAAAAAUGUUUUUACAUUACUUGAACCUGAGCUGUCAUCUCCUGUGAGGCCUGCUGAGAUUCAUAAAGCUGUUAAAGUUCUUUACCAUCCUUGUACUGCGAACAGAAACAAGGAUCUUGUUGAUGCAUGGAGAGAAGAUAUUGGAGUCUCUCCGCUCACAUUUCCAUCAAAAACCUGUUUGGAACUUCUGUUGAUAUUAUCUCAGAGUAAUGUUUCGUUGCCUCCUUCUCUUCGCUGGAUGAAUUCCUUCCAGGGAAGCCAUCAACCCUGACUCAGUUGGAGGAUGUAGCCAUCCAAUCACCCGAUAGGGUUUCUAUACUAUUUGGGAGAAAGAAUCAGCAUCAAGACAGUGGACUUGAAUGAGCAAAGGAAGCCUGUGCCUCUUUAAGGUUUCUUAAAACUGUACUUAAGCGGAAACAGGAGAUGGGACAAUAAUUCUUAAAAUGGGUGCUAAUUCAGCUUGUACAUUCUUACUUGAACUUUAUCCUCUACCAGAGCCCAAGCCUUGCAAACAAGUUAGAAGACUGUCUCAGGUUUGCCCCAUUUCAUUCAGAGAGAGAGGGUGGGGGGGAUUAUUUAUUCAUUUAUUCAUUCAUUCAUUCAUUCAUUCAUUCAUUCAUUCAUUCAUUCAUUCAUUAUUUUUUGCCACCCAUUUUACCUCAAGAUAACUCUGGGCAUAUUUUGUUGGGAUCCCAAACUUCACAGGGCCUACUAGAAUGCCAUCUUAACUUUAUUUUCUUUACAAGCCAGUUCUGGCACCGGGACCAUAUGGUAAAGGAAGAGUGCAUUUGCCAAUUUAUUUAAAAAGCACUUUAUCUCUUCUAAUCUUUUGGAAAAUUCUUUUGCAAACUACCAAAAAAAAAUGUACAAAUAUCGCUGUGUUAUUUACAGUAAUAAAUUGCUGGCUUUAAUAAAACCCCGAGUUCAUAAUAUAAAAGAUACAUUAUGGAUAUUUUAUCUGAGGUCAGUGUGAUUUCUGUUUCAAGCAGAAAUAAGAAUUCUCUAUUCCGUUUAGCCCUUUGGAUAUCAUCAUUUAAGGAGGGGGACAGGUAUCCAUAUGCUUGCAUAACAAAAUGUUGAAAUGGCCAUGGCUGGCUUGAGGGAGGAACUUUUCCAAUAAAUGCAAGAUUCAGAUAGGAAGGCUGUUUGGAAAAGAAUAUAGUCUUCUAUAGUUGGGGAAAAGUCACUCCUAGGAGUCAUUCUGUUAAAUUGGAUAAUAAUGACAACAUCAGAUUGCAUUUUUUUGGUCUUACUCUGUUUUGGAAAUAUAUAAGUUGUAUGAAUGAAUACACAAGAAGCAAUUUCAUUACUUUAUCUCAUAUAAGAAAUUGAAAAUCACAAAGAGGAAAUACAGGGUUGUUUUUUUUUCUAAACUAUUUGAAUCCUAUUCCAGAAAUACAAUUUUAGAGCCAUGUGGAGAUUUUGUUUUAAUAAAGAAAAACUGGAAAUUAUGGUUCAGGAGCGAAAUGAAUCACUGGAUUUGACAGAUCCAUAUAACCUCAACAUAAAUAUUACUGCCGUUCCUCUUAGAAUCAAUUCAGUCUGUUUAGAUUGUGGCCUGAUGAGAAACGACAACAGAAUCUAUAGAUUAUGACAUUUUCUUUAAUGCAAAACACUAGGAUACAAAACUCUAUCAUUAUCCAACAUCCAUAUGUGUUUGUUGGCUAAUGGCAGGCACACACACACACACACACACACAGCAUGCUAUCCUUAGCUCCACUGACUUUACAUUUCUUGCCUGAAAGGGCUAAUGUACAUGUACAUUUUCUGUUAUGAACAGCUUAAAGAGAAACCAAAAUUAUAGCCUUUGGAACAUUACAUUUUUUUCCUCUCCCAUACCCAGUUUUAUAUACCCAUAAAAGAAAACAUCAGUGGUCUAUUUAAUUCCAGCAAUCCCUGUUUCACUUUGAAACCUUCAGAGUUAACGUUGGACAGAUAACUAAAGUGAAAUGCUUGCUUUUUCCUUGACAAGAAUGUUAAGAGAAAUGUGUUAAGUUGUCUGAUGUAUCAUUGUAAAAAUUCAAUCUCUGAAAAGAUUUGUGCUUGAGUUCUUGUUUGCUUUGGUUUUCUGUAGUCAGGAGAAAGCAAGCUAACUCUGGCAGAACACCAGCAGAAUGUGUUUGUGUUUCAUGCGUUUGCUUAUUUUGUCACAAACAUGGAAGGUUAAUUCUGUAGAAUCACCUUUUUCUGGCUGAGAAGUUUACCAGUUUAAUAAAUAUGCCUGGAGAUUUUCUGUACUAUUACAGAUUUUAUUCACUGUAAGCAGAAAUUUCAUAACUAAAUGUUAUUUGAUAAAAUACAUCACAGACACAGAAUUAGAAAAAGGAAAUGAAGCAACAACUGGAAAGAGUAGAGAUAUUUUGUGGUGAUAUUUGGGAGCAUAGAUUCAAAAGUAGGGCUUUAAAAAUGUUCUUAAUAAACUGUUCAGUUUGGACACCUGCUUUUUCUUUCUCUUUCAUUUGUUGCAUGUUGUAAUGGAAAGUGAGAAAGCUCUUGAGAGACAGGGCAAAAAAAUGCUGCCUAGGGAAGGAU
This is a messenger RNA of Pantherophis guttatus, 4572 nucleotides long. NCBI's taxonomy places the organism in Eukaryota, Metazoa, Chordata, Lepidosauria, Squamata, Colubridae. The record is from RefSeq and is a predicted model, not a curated record.